This is a messenger RNA of Quercus lobata, 711 nucleotides long. RefSeq lists its product as uncharacterized. Bases 1 to 711 code for a protein of 236 amino acids. The transcript has a single exon. The record is from RefSeq and is a predicted model, not a curated record. NCBI's taxonomy places the organism in Eukaryota, Viridiplantae, Streptophyta, Magnoliopsida, Fagales, Fagaceae.
AUGCCUGAUGGUAUUGAACCUCCUCAAAGCGCCCAACCUUUUCGCUUCAGGGAAAUGUGGUUGGCAGACAAAGGAUGUUCUGAUAUGGUGAAGGUAGAAUGGUGUAGAGAAGAUAAUGAUAUUGCAGGGUUUGGUGUCACUCAGAAAAUUAAUCGAUGCGGUAAGGCAUUGACUCAAUGGAGCCAGAGGUGCUUUGGUAGUGUAAGGAAAGAUCUGCAAAAGAAAAAACAACUCCUAACACGUGCUGAAUUUGAUGCAUUGAUCUUUGGGGCCAACUAUCGGGUUGGAGAAUUAAGAAUGGAGGUGAAUGACUUACUUGACAAAGAAACCAGAUUGUGGCUUCAACGUUCCAGGGCUCUUUGGGCGGUUCAUGGUGACAAGAACUCCAAGUUUUUCCACAGUAGAGCCAUUCAAUGCCACCGAAAGAAUAAAAUUGAAGGAAUAAAAAAUUCAGAGGGCCAGUGGUGUUCCCGGCCUAAGGAAAUUGCUGAUUGUUUGGUUAAUUUCUACAAAAACUUAUUCACUUCUUCAGGCACCUGUCAACCUGCAAAAGCAUUGUCCACCAUCCAAAAGGUUGUUACUGAAGAUAUGAACAUACAGUUGAAUGCAUAUUUCAUGGAAUGGGAGAUCAAAUUAACAAUAAGUCAAAUGGCACCUCUUAAAGUUCUCGGUCCGGAUGAAAUGCCCCCAUUAUUCUACCAAAACUACUAG